This is a messenger RNA of Puccinia triticina, 555 nucleotides long. RefSeq lists its product as uncharacterized. Lineage: Eukaryota; Fungi; Basidiomycota; Pucciniomycetes; Pucciniales; Pucciniaceae. The transcript has 2 exons. The record is from RefSeq and is a predicted model, not a curated record. Bases 1 to 555 code for a protein of 184 amino acids.
AUGCAAGCUUCAACAAAUGCCAACCUUGAUACUCUCAACAGGAUACAUGGCUACAUGCUUGGAGAUUACACUAGCGCGCCCGCCAUCAUGUUGACUCCCAGACUAGCAUUUUGGAGGCCUUCAUACACCCCCGGCGCAAAAAAAUCAAAGUUCAACGGGAUCACGGCGCCAGAUGGGCCUCAGACGGCUAAUCCCCAGCACUCGCACAAGCGACCAGGAUUGGCCGUCAGGGCUGAUCUGCCGUCACUAAGGCGGCAAUCCGCAGCAAAAACACGGCGGGAACCAAGCCACCGCUUGCCACCGUCCAUCCGCAGGACCACUGUAAUGAUUGCAUAUUUGCAACAGCAUACAGCCGAAUGGCGCAGGCCUCACGGCCUGCAUCCGUCCUCACCUGUAUAUACGGUAACCAGCCGUUCUAGGGCCGUAAAUCCCCAGGACUGCUGUAACUGCCCCGUAAUCGUAUUGGUGACAGCAUCCAGCCAAAUGGUGCAGGCCUCACCACUUGGAACCGUCCCCGCCCACAUACACCGAGCAGCCCAAUCCAGCAGAGACUGA